UCUAAAUCGAACAAAACUAUUGUCAAAUGUUUUGAGUAAUAAUCUUUUUAAAAAAAAUUAUCAAAUUUCAUAAGAAUUUUAAUUGAGAUCAAUCGAAUAGAUCUCGAUCAUUGAUCACAUAUCAACUAGAUUGGAUCAUUCAUUUAUUCGAUCAAUUAAUAUGUUACGAUCUAGUGAUCAAUUGAAUUUCUUCUAUGGUAUUAUCUUUUUAUUGACUAUUCAACAAAUUUAUGCACCACCUAUUUUAUCAAAUCCCACGUAUCAAAGUUAUUCAGUUAAUUAUAUAUCACCUAACAAUCAAUGGCAAGAGGUUCCAGAACCAACAACUAAUAUAUUUGACGCUGUAAGAAACCAAUCACCAACUUAUCAAAAUAAAGUUUCAAAUUUAUUUGGCUUAAAUCCGGCUGUUGGUAGCGAAGGAUAUAGAAUCCUUCGUUCUGAUGAUGAAUCUUCGGCAUACGUCAUACCAACGACAGCAACAACAACACCACAAAAGACAUUUCCCAUAGACAAUGAUCUAGAAGAUGGUGAAUUAGAGACAUGGAUUCACCAAAUGAAUGGAAUAGACAAUAGACGAAAUGAAUAUGUUUCACCUAGUCAAACGAUAUGGAACACUCAGCCGUAUGGAGGUUGGAAUGUGCCACGUCACUCGAAUACCUUAAGUUUUCAUCACACUUCACCACCACAAAGACAACUUCUGACUCCGGCCUACACUGCAUCUGUUCCAUAUCAGAAUAGAAGGAAUUCACUUUCAACUAGUUACUCAAGUGCUUUCACAACACAACAAACCAACUUUCCUACACAAAGACCUAGCCUCGGGCCACCGGUAGAUAUUAUUCGAAAGAAUAGGUACACUGGAUUCCAACCUAAUCAGCAACCACCAAUUUAUACUUCAAACGUGUUUCUCAGACAACCUUUUAACUCUUUUAGAAGACCAAUGUUCUCAGGUUACUUGGUUCCAAACUAUCAAGCAUUAAAUAAAGCAACUUUUCGAGGAUACAGACCAAAUACACCAUCAAGUGGCAAUUUAAAUUACCCAACACUAGGAACUACAAGUCAAUAUAACAGUACAAGAAGGUCACCUUUUAGCUAGUAAGUGUACAUGGAUCCUACUGAUUAAAACACUGAGAUACAUUUUUAAUUAAUAUAUUCAAGUAAUGUUCAUUUCUCAAUAAAAUAUCAU
Molecule: messenger RNA, 1183 nt
Organism: Schistosoma rodhaini
Lineage: Eukaryota; Metazoa; Platyhelminthes; Trematoda; Strigeidida; Schistosomatidae
Source: the annotation of a GenBank genome assembly